Molecule: messenger RNA, 1221 nt
Organism: Anthostomella pinea
Lineage: Eukaryota; Fungi; Ascomycota; Sordariomycetes; Xylariales; Xylariaceae
Source: the annotation of a GenBank genome assembly
AUGGACUCCAACUUCCUACGUCAGACAGUUGACAACCUCGGCAGUGACUUCAUCCGCACGCCGAGUGACACGAAGACCGCUCGGUCCAAAUCCGAUAAUCCCCGGGCUGACCACAUCGGGGCAACCAAUCCUGGGGAAUGGCUUGACGAUUAUCGAAGGGAGCCCUCAGAAGAAAAUGCCUCGCAAGGGCCAGGCAGAGCAACCGGUCACUUGCUCAGUGACCCCGGUGCUGCUUCCAGGACGAACCCUUUCAGGACGAACCCUUCCAACGAUGAGAAGUCUAGCACCGGCGGCCUCCGGGGUGGCGAGUACGACCAAGGUCGCGAUCAACCGUCAAUAACGGGUGGGCAGCAGAAUCCCGCUGGUUCUGGUCAAUCACAGUCAACUGCCCAUGGUUCCAACGGCCAGGGGCCCGGUGAUAACACGAAAGCUCAUGGUUCCAACAGCCAGGGGCUCGGUGGUAUCACGAAAGCUUUUGGCUCAUCACAGGAACGAGGUGACCUCAGAGCAACGGCCGAGGACGCUCUCGGCAACUUCUACAAGAAAGCCGAGGCGGUCGAGAAGGAGGCAAUGAGGCGCGGAUCGCAGGCAGCCGAGGAGUUCUCGGGUCUCUCGGGCACGACGAAGCUCGCGCUCGCAGUUCCGAUGGGGCUCGGGACGCUGCUCUGGGGUCUCCCAAAGCUCUAUCACAGUCUUGGCAGCGCAAUGCAUGGCGCGAUGCAUGGCUUUGACAUCAACAAGAUGCAACAACAGCGGGACGCAGCGCUCGCGCACCAGGAGCAGCUCGAACGAACUGAACAGGCCCUGUACGACGUCAGUACAUCAACGGCGAUGGUACUAGGAGCUGCGAUCGCCCUUUACGGUAUCUACCGGGGGUUGAAGCAGUACUUGGGUCCAAUCGCCCGAUCAGACUUCGUCAAUCACCCUGCCGAGAAGCUUGAACGUCUCUCUGGACAGGGUCAGGGGAAGCUCGAACGUCUCUCUAGACAGGGUCAGGAGAAGCUGAAACAUCUCUCUGGACAGGGUCAGGAGAAGCUUGAACGUCUCUCUGGACAGGGUCAGGGGGAAUGUCACUCUGGAUGGGGUCAGGGGAACGCUCACGAUGAUGGGAGUGGGAAGGCUGCACAGCGUGGAGAGGGUGGCUGGAACUUUCCUGAUGAUGGGGUCAGUUCGCAAGACAAGCUACAGGCGAACAAGAAGACGCAGGAAAUUCGUUUGUGA